CGCACGCUCCACUUUGCGCCGGGCGCGGAGGCGAGCGGGAUGCGCGGCCGCCGGGCUUCGCGGGAGAGGAGCGGGACUCCCCGCCCGCAGCCCGGGAUGUGCGGGAGCCCCUGGGGUGAAGGAGCAGACCACGACCCUCGACGCCCUCUCCAGGAGAGUGGCUCGAUAGCCCCAGUUUCCUCCGGGCUGGAGGAGGGAAGCUGGGCGAGCGAAGCUGCCCCGGCCAUCUCCCCCGGGACUAGUGAACUGGGGGAGGGGGUGGCGCGGCCGUGCCCCUCGGCAGGAGCCGGCUGGGGCGAGGGGCGCGCUGGCGGGCCCGGGCGGGACUGAACACUCUGGAAGGAGCCACCAUCCCUGGAACUGAGGGACCGCAUCUCUGGACUCGGGAGAGACGAUGGGGGGGCUUGCGCUUUCGCUUGGGGGCAAGUGUCCGAUUUGAGCCGGCCUGCGCUCCAGGGCAGAGGACAGCGCCGGAGUUGGGGCUUCCAGGCCCCACGGGCCGGACUAGGUGCCCAGUGAGCAAGUUCCAUCCGCGAAAGGGUGUUGCGUUGCAAGGAGUUGUUUGGGGCCGCGGAGGGCUGGGUGGGAUUUGGGGGACUCCCGAGAUGUUUGGGAUAGGGGACUGAUGCUGCGAGCCGACCGCUCUGGGUUUUGCUCCUGUGCUUUGUAACUUGCUGAGCUCUAGGAGACUUGGAGUUGCCUCUUAGACUCAGGGUUUCGUCCCGGGUCUGCGAGUUUGUACACUGGGGACUCCGGGAGGAAGGCGAGGCAGCCAAGAGGGGGCCCGAAAGGGGCCGGGAGCGACUGGAGCGAAGCUACGUCUUGCACUUUUGGCAGCUGCGGAGGAGCGCUCGACUCCGCCUCCUCUGCGCCCUGUUGCCGGCGCUGCCUCUUUCCUUGGCUGCGCGAUCUAACCUCACGUUUCCUUCUCUCCCUUUCUCCUAGGCUUCUUUUGGAAGUUCAAGCCCAGGUCACAGAAAGCCAAGAACAAAGCCAAGCCAGGAGUAGAACCUGAGGCCCUUCAAUUUCUGGCGCUUUUGAAUACCUUCCAUAUUAAAGGGGAAGCCUGUUGUGCCAAGUGACACAGGAAUACCAAAAGAGGGCAGAAUUUUGCUCCUAUGAGAUGGAAAAGUUAGCAUCUAUUUCAUCCCUGCUGCUUUGGCACAUUGUGGAGGUUUCCAGGAAUUCCUCAAAGGAAGAAAAUUUGUAAUGUUGGGUCUUUGUCUUCUGAGGAUCAUGAUUUUGACCCCACUGCUGAGAUGUUGGUCCAUGACUAUGAUGAUGAAAGAACUCUUGAAGAAGAAGAAAUGAUGGAUGAGGGUAAAAACUUCAGUUCUGAAAUUGAAGACUUAGAAAAGGAAGGAAACAUGCCUCUAGAAGAUUUAUUGGCAUUCUAUGGCUAUGAACCUACAAUUCCAGCGGUUGCAAAUUCCAGUGCAAAUAGUUCCCCAAGUGAACUGGCAGAUGAACUACCAGACAUGACACUAGACAAAGAGGAAAUAGCAAAAGACUUGUUGUCAGGUGAUGAUGAAGAAACUCAGUCUUCUGCUGAUGAUCUGACACCAUCUGUGACUUCCCAUGAGACUUCCGAUUUCUUCCCUAGGCCUUUACGAUCAAAUACUACAUGUGAUGGUGAUAAGGAAUCAGAAGUUGAAGAUGUUGAAACAGACAGUGGUAACUCUCCUGAAGAUUUGAGAAAAGAAAUAAUGAUUGGUUUACAAUAUCAGGCAGAGAUUCCCCCGUAUCUUGGAGAAUACGAUGGUAGUGAAAAAGUGUAUGAAAAUGAAGACCAGUUACUUUGGCGUCCUGAUGUGGUUUUGGAGAGCAAAGUUAAGGAGUACCUUGUUGAGACCUCAUUAAGAACUGGAAAUGAAAAAAUAAUGGAUAGGAUUUCUGCAGGAACGCAUACAAGGGACAAUGAACAGGCGUUAUAUGAACUUCUCAAGUGUAACCACAAUAUAAAGGAAGCAAUUGAAAGGUACUGCUGCAAUGGAAAAGCAUCUCAAGAAGGAAUGACUGCAUGGACAGAAGAAGAAUGCCGAAGCUUUGAACAUGCACUCAUGCUUUUUGGAAAAGAUUUUCAUCUUAUACAGAAGAAUAAGGUGAGAACUAGAACAGUUGCUGAAUGUGUAGCAUUCUACUAUAUGUGGAAGAAGUCUGAACGUUAUGAUUACUUUGCUCAACAGACAAGAUUUGGAAAGAAACGAUAUUACCAUCACCCCGGAGUUACGGACUAUAUGGAUCGUUUGGUAGAUGAAACAGAAGCUUUGGGUGGGACGGUAAAUUCUUCAGCCUUAAAUUCUAACCGGCCUGAGCCUAUUCCUGAUCAACAGCUGAAUAUUCUCAACUCUUUCACUGCCAGUGACUUGACAGCUUUGACCAACAGUGUAGCAACUGUCUGCAACCCCACGGAUGUGAAUUGUUUGGAUGAUAGCUUUCCUCCACUGGGCAACACACCCCGUGGACAAGUAAAUCAUGUGCCUGUUGUAACAGAAGAGUUACUCACCCUGCCCAGCAAUGGGGAAAGUGAUUGUUUUAAUUUAUUUGAGACUGGAUUUUAUCACUCGGAACUAAAUCCUAUGAACAUGUGCAGUGAAGAGUCAGAACGACCAGCAAAAAGAUUGAAAAUGGGCAUUGCCGUUCCUGAAUCAUUUAUGAAUGAGGUUUCUGUAAAUAAUCUGGGUGUGGACUUUGAAAAUCACACACAUCACAUCACCAGUGCCAAAAUGGCUGUUUCUGUGGCUGACUUUGGCAGUCUGUCUGCCAACGAGACCAAUGGUUUCAUCAGUGCCCACGCUCUGCAUCAGCACACCGCCCUUCACUCUGAGUGACACAGGGAAGGAGCCCAGAAACAGUGUGUGUUCAGUACCAGUAAACUUGAGGGGAGCUAUCAGGUUUGCAUAGUCUUUCACUGGAAGUUUGAACCUUUUUCACUAUGACAUCAGUGAUGUCAGUAUGUAUAGAACUAUAUCUUGAUUUAUCAAGAGUAUUUUCAUUUUUCAAUCCAUAAAUGUGGAAAUGAACUAUGAUCAGCAGAGUUGGGAACUAAGAUUGAACUCUGUGGUGCAGCUUUAAGCUCUGCUUCUCUCUUCCUCAUCCCCCAAUACCUCUUCCCCACUCCCUUCUUUUUCUAUUCUUUUCUGUUCCCCACUGCCCUCACUCCCAAUUUUAAAACCUGUAGACAGAGGCCACCAGCUCAAAACCAGCACAGAUGUUCUGAACUGAAUGGUGUGGCUUCUUUUCAUGUAAAUUCCUUUUGCCGUAACGGAUGCAGUGGAAUAACAAUGUUUACAGGUACCGAUCCCGAUCCCUGCUCAAUGUAGCAUUUUUUUGGUUUUAUUUUCUUAAUUAAUAAAAGCAGGGGUAGGUUUCUUUAAACUGCACAAACAUGCAAGGAUUUUUUUAAAAUGGAAACUUCUCUCAUGUUAUUCAACUAGAGCACUUCAGUUUACAAAACAGCAAGUCCAUCUUUAUGGAAGCCAGCACGAGGAACUGUGUGCAAAUAUGAAGACACUUGCUUGGAUCCUGCUUCAAAAUUCUAGACCAGGGCUACCUUACACAGAAUUGGCCAUUUUACUGCCAGGAGAUUUCUGUGUAACUUCAUUUAUUGGCUAAAAAUUUGGUAUUUGAAGAUGUGGUAUUCAGAUGGGGUUUUGUCCACCAUUGUCAAGAUUGUAAUCUUAAAAAUCAUAUACUGGUCAUUGAUAAUUUAGUUUAUCCUGAGGCAGUUGACUUGCAAAGGCACAGUCUACAAAGCCUAGGAUGUUGCCACUCAAUGGUUUACAUUUUGGGACACCUCUUAAGUUGUUUGUAGCACUGCAGUUCAAAGUGUUAAUAUUUAGAGGGACUUCUAGAUUUUAUACAUAAUGCAGUAGAACCUUGAAGUAUAUUUAAGCUUUUUUGUUUAGCUUGAACACCUAGCAAGAAAAAUGUGAGUUCCUAUCUGAAAUAGAAUGGUACGUUACCACUUUAAGUUUUAAAAAGUAAUAAACAUUCAGAUGUAUCUCAGUUUUAUUUUUAUUCUAAACAUCGUGAAUGGGAAGCCAUUGUCAUAAACUUUGGCCAUUUUUGCUCUAUAGACAUGCCUCUUUAAGUUAUAAGGUGAAUCAAAUAAUAUGUAAUACAGUAUUAGGAUGUAAUAAGCUUUGCUUUUAUAGUACAGUUAAAAUACAAAAUUCCUUUUUUUUGACACCAUCUUAAUUAAAAUUUUUGAUUUUUACUAGUUGUAUUGCUUUGCAAAAAACUUAAAUGUUUGGCUACAUUGCUAAUAUUUGUAAGUGUAAGUUGCUUCAAGGUUGUGCUGAUGAGUAGAUAGGACAUAGUGAUUAGUGAUCGAAAGGGAGGGUAUUUAUUAUACAAACUGUGAACUGCAAUGACAUCCUUAGUUUUGGAUGAUGUGUACUCUUGUUUUUCUUUGCAGCAUUUUAAUGAAGAUUGCUUUGAAGUGUUUACGCAGUAGCAGAUUUACUAUAAAAUUUAGUUUAGCACAGUGGACAAAAGUAGUUAAUAACUUAAAAUCAGUCUCUAAUUUAUACAUCUGAAGUCUAGCAUUCCUAUAUGCACACAGUAAAUAAUGGGUAGCCUGGGCUCUGUUGCUUUCUGAUAUUUUUAUCCAAGGUUGUCAGCUUCUUUUGCUGUGUUGGUUGUGCUAAACUUUGAACCUUAUUUCUUUUAUUAAAAAUCAGUAUACUUUCUAUAAUUUAGUAAGAUACUGGCCAUGAUGUUCCAUUGUUAUAACUUUAAUUUUCACUCUGGGUUUACAGUGGCUGGUCUGUAUAAAUAAUUUACAAAGAUGACUGAAUGCUAAUACCAGUUGCACUUAAAUGAACAUGCCCAUUCUCAAUAGCUGAUGCAGUAAUAUAUUCAGUUUAUCUAUGCAUUGCUGGGAUCUUGAUAUAAGAUGGAAACAGUGUUUCUUAUCUAAAGUUUUGAUUAUCAGCAAGUUGAAUGGACACUUUAGUUAUUUAAAUAAAGAUUUUUGACCAAAAUCCAGAAAAUGGUAUGAGAGAAAAAUAAAUUCCAGCUAGUUUAAUAGAUUUUUAAAUGCCAAUCUGAUUUUAGCCUCUUAGAGAGUGCUAACUAGCUGGUAACGUUUACUUUUAAUUCCUUGUUAAAAUGAGGCAAUAAUUUGCAAGAUUUUUGUAUAUAAAUGUAAAUUCUUCAUAUCUUUUUAGAUCUAAUUCAAUAUUUUCUGACUACUUCUGCCAUGUAUAAUACCAUUUUUGUGCAUGCUUGAUGUGACAUUCAUAAAUUGUACCACUAUGACUUUAUCCAUGUAAAAUAGCUAUUUAUUGAAUUUUCUUUUAAAAGCUGGAUUUACUGUUUUUUCUCUCCGUUUAAACAUCUUAACAGAAUUUGUUACUGUUUAUUAAAAGAAUUGCGUUUGAAAGCAUGAAAAUAACUGAUUUAUAAUCAUAUGAAGAAAUAAUAAUGCCUUUAUUAUCAAGUGUUAAGCACAAUUCUUAUAACAAACUGUGAUAAAUUCUUUGUUUUUUUUCCUUUGCCGCAUUAUUUUUGUAUGAACAAACCAAAAAUUCAUGGUGAGCAGUUGCAGUGUUGGCUGAUAUAUCUUUAAUGUACAGGGAAUUUGACGAGGACAGUGGAUUCAUUUAGAAGUGUAACUGGUGCUGUGAUUAUAGCAAUACUUUACUUUUGUUAGUUGUACUUCAUCUUUUUUACGCUAGCUUUUUAAAUGUUUAGUUUUCCUCUUGUCAUGGUCAACUGCUGAAUUUACUUGAAGGAUGUAGAAUACUGUUUAAAUAAUACUAAAAUCUGUACAAUUAGGUCAAAGAAUUGUGCAAUUGUUUCCUUUUUAAUUUUUAAAAUCGAGGGUCAUAAAUAUUUGAGAAUGCCAGAUCUGAUAGAGCAUAGUGAUACUAUUUAAUUUAACCAAAGUCUCUAGUGAGUAUUUCAACUUUGAAUGUAAACUAACAAAUAAACCUGACCACCAAGGAGAUUGUUUGCCCAGAGUUUCAAAGCACAUUGUCUACAAAUGGGAAUUGAAAUAAUUUAUAAAAAUAUUGACAUUACUAUGUUUUUUAAAAAGUUCCUAAUUUUUUCACUAAAAGGAGGAAACUAUUAGUUUUAUUGUUAAAUAUGGUAGAUAUUAUUCCUCUUAGAUGACCAGUGAUUCCAAUUGUCCCAGUUUGAAAUAAGUACCCUGUGAGUAUGAGAUAAAUUAGUGACAAUCAGAACAAGUUUUAGUAUCAGAUGUUCAAGAGGAAGUUGCUAUUGUUGCAUUGAUUUUAAUAUUUGUACAUAAACACUGAUUUUUUUGAGCAUUAUUUUGUAUUUGUUGUACUUUAAUACCUGGUGUACAGUUCCAGAAAUAAAAAUCUGGAAAUCUU
Microcebus murinus (gray mouse lemur) is the source of this 6347-nucleotide messenger RNA. The record is from RefSeq and is a predicted model, not a curated record. Lineage: Eukaryota; Metazoa; Chordata; Mammalia; Primates; Cheirogaleidae.